Penicillium riverlandense is the source of this 873-nucleotide messenger RNA. RefSeq lists its product as uncharacterized. NCBI's taxonomy places the organism in Eukaryota, Fungi, Ascomycota, Eurotiomycetes, Eurotiales, Aspergillaceae. The record is from RefSeq and is a predicted model, not a curated record. The transcript has a single exon. Bases 1 to 873 code for a protein of 290 amino acids.
AUGGCCGGAAUCGUCAGCGCCCCUCUUCCCUUCCUCCGAAAGUCCGAGGACCCCAAGCCUCUGCAUCCUCGAUGGGGUGAUGUGGAUAUAUCCGUUCCUACCGAGGGAUCAUGGAAUCAAUACGAUAAUCCUCAUCGAGGUAUGCGCGAACAGCAGUCCUAUGGACCGGGUUUUGUUCCUGAUUGUUGUCCAUAUGACAAAGAAAUAAUAAACAAUAACCCCCAAGAUGGCAAGAGGUCACACCCUACAGCAUCCUCUACCAACACGACUUCCUCAUCUCGGCGCAAUUCGCUGGCCCUCGGGGCCUUGAGACCAGGUCGACUGUCUGUCCGGCUCGCCUCACGGCCCAAACACCUGAGAAGGGACUCACAGACCGCGCGACAAUCUCAGCUAAUGGAGCCUGAAAAAACCGAAUUUGCAUAUAAACCGAUCCAGCAGGACUAUACAGCCGAGGCGAUCGAGAAUGCAACUCAGUACCAGCAGCAGCAACAACACUCUACUCGAUUUAAAUACAUUCCCACCAACGGACGAUAUCUUGAGCAGCUCGCUCCGACCACUUCUAACAGCCAGUCUGUUAAUUCCUACCGCAGUUCUCGUUUAUGGCGAAACUCCACCAUGGAGUCUCCGGAGGAUCGAGGAAGCGACCGCGAUCUUCCAACGACGACUUACAAGAAGAACAUCGAGGAUGAUCGUCGAAGUCUACGCUCAAGUGUUGGCGGUGACUCUUCAGACAGCUCCACUGGCCCACACCACCAUGUGCUGCCGGCCAGACGGAAAACAUCGCCGCAGGUUGUGACGGACCGGAAGAGGUUUUCUUUAUUGAAGCCGAUGACUACAGCGAUGGUUCCGGCUAUGGAUGAUCUUUAUGAGUAA